AUGGCGGUGGGGAGGGCCGGGCCGGGCAGAGCGGGGACAGCAGAGGGGGGUCCGGGUGCCCCGGCCGCGCUGUGCCCUCCCCGCGGUCCCUGCCUUGGGCCAGCCGGGCCCCGGCGCUCUCCGGCGCUGCCGGCAGGGCCUCCCCUCAGGCGCCCUCCGAAAUACGUAGCUGGGACACCCAACUCCUUUUUAAAACACACGGUGUCACUAGAGAGCCGGAGCCGUGGGUUAGCGGUGAUGACCUCAGCAUACCCCACUUCCGAAACAUUCAUUCCGAGGAUGGAUCAAGGCGCAACUGCUAAAUCGUCAUCUGCUGUGUUCACCUCAAAUGCUGCUAAAGGAUGGAUGAAGAAGAGGAAUGGAGGAGCAUUACAAGCUGCAAAAUGGAAUGCUUCUUUAGCUUCUAAAAUCAAAACGAAAUUAUUAAAUAACUCAUCUAUAUUUAAAAUAUCUUUACAACAAAAUAACAAAGCAUUAGCUGUGGCUUUGAGUGUUGAAAAAGAAAAUUCUCGCAAGCUAAAGAAUGAGAAGAUUUUUCUUCAGAAGGAAGUAGAAAAACUCCAGCUUCAUAAUAUCUCACUUCGUCAAAAGCUAACCUGUUUGAAUAAAACUCUUCUUGGAAUAAAUGCAUUUUUGAAUGAGAGCCUCUUAACUGCAAUAGAAAUAAGCAGUCCUUCUGAGCUUCUCCAGAGUUCCUUUCCUCUGUCAGCUGGCCCAAGCAGCCCUACUGGUGAUGAGUUCAGGAGCACACAUCAGUCAGAUCGAUCUGUAGAAUUACCAGCAAAGCUUCCUUUCAUUGCAACAGCUAAUGCAAAGCAGCAAGGUAGCUCUUCUCUGGGUGGAGCAUCAAAUUCUCACAAGCAUACCACUAAUUUGACAGAGGAAAUGCAUUCAGAUCAAGUCAACUUUGCAUCACUCUUGCCUUCUGGUACAAAUAAACAAAAGUUAGUUGAAACAGAACCAAUGGUUGACAAGAAUAGAUUUUUGAAAGAAAAUCAAGGGUGUGCAGAAUUAAGUCGCAAUAAUGCCUUCCUGACUCAUGGAAAAAAUACACAAUCCUUAGAACCAUCUGAGGAGCCUACAGAACAAUAUCAUGGCAGUUCAUUGCCAUCCUAUGAAAAUGUGACUAAAAGAAAGAAAAAUGCAGUACUUUGUAAGUCAAAAACUCAAUCUUAUCUAAAGGAUUUUGAUAAAAAAUAUAGGUCAUUGAAUCUGCCUCAUGAUGAUAUCAACAGUAGCAGCAACACCAAUGAUAGGAAUUUGCAGGGAGGUUCAAGUGACUUGUCUUACAUUAUGCCUUCACCUCUUAAAUUUAACAGUGAAAGUAAGACAGAUUUUAACAAGCUGCUUUUUAUUGACAAAAUGAAGCCUGAUGAAACUGUUUAUGAUGCUGACAUGGAGUUGACUGCCAGUGAUGCAAGUGAACUACUCACAGUUACAGCAAAAGGCAAUUAUAAAUCGCGCCAAAGUAAAAUUAAUAGUGCUAAUUCUGACAAAUUACCAAAUUUCAGAAAAGUAAAAUAUUCUAAGGAUAAAGAAAAAAUUAAAAGCAAGACUGAAGUCCAUUCAAAUGUCCAAGUAGAAGAAAGGUGCUCUAGGGCUGACAAUAAUGAAACUUCAGAAACUACUGAUUCACCAGCUCAGCUAUCCCAAAGUCAGACAGAACAGCUGCCUACACAAAAUUCUGUGGAGCAACAGAGUAGAACAAGUAAAGCUAAGGACGCCAGGAGGACAUACCAGAUUAAUGUAAUGAGUCCAAGAAAACAAGAGACAAAUAAAGGAAUUUUCUCAGAAAUGUCUGGAGAAAUGGAAAGUAGAGUACAAAAAAGAGACUCAAGAUCAUCUGUUAACAAGAUCCCACCAGAAGUUUAUUGUGCUGAAAAUUUACCAUUCCAAGAUAACAUUUCUGAUGAACUGCCUUUACAGAAGGGCUUUCUGAAUACAAAUGAGAAAGAUAACAAACUGACAGUAAAGAGGAAAACUUCUCAAAACCUUUCCAAAGCAAACAUAGCAAAAUCCUGUAGAGAGGAAAAUGGCCAGUACGGACAAUAUAUUUCAAAAAAAUCUCCAACAGAGAUAAACCAAUGUGACAGCAGCAAGAGAAAACAAGACCAAAAAAAUAUUAUAAAGAGGAAAAACAACAAAAAAAGUAGUUACAGACAAGGUAGAGAAACUGAAAAUGACAGCCCUCAUAAAGUUAGUCAGAAAAUAGACCAAAAGAGCAGCCAGCAUUCACCAGGCAGAUUGAAGCGUGCAUUGUCAAAGGCCAGCCAGAAAGCAUAUGCAAUACCAAAGGAAAAUCUUACAAGGUUCUCAGUUUGUAAAAAUGAGGAAUUAAAAAAUAAGAAUUCAUUGGUUGCUGGAAGGGCUGGAAAGAAAGUAACUGUAACUCAGCCAAUGCAAGUAGUUUUAGUUACUCAGAAUGGUGUAGCUCUGAAUACAUCACAAGCUGAAAAACAGGUUGAUAAUGAUGCUAGCGGGUUAAAGAAGGUAGAUUCCUCAGCGCUGGCAAAUGAAACCUUCCAUAUAAGUAAUUUUCCUGAUAAGCAUGUAAAACAGAAACAGAGGUUUAGUUCUGAUAUUACUGAGACCAGACAAGAAAAAAGGAAAAGUUAUUUCAGGCAUAGUGAUCAGGGGGGUCAGAAUAUUUUGGAUGACCAGGAAGUCCCGCAUGAAAUGAAUUCCUUUGUGAGUAAGUUGAAGCCCAUGAUUGAAGUUGAAUGGUGUAAGAAUAUACCAUUUAAGGCAGAUAGCUGUUCCCAGGAGGGCUUUUCCGAUGGGGAGCUCCCAGCUCUUGAUAACCACAAUGCUUCCAUCAAUUUCUCUAUACUGAAAAGCCCUGAAAUCCAUGGGCAAAAUGAUCAUAAUGAAACACUGGAUGCUGAAAAAGAAGAACAAAAUAUGGAUCAUAUUUCUAAACAGAGUAACAAAAAUACUCUGGCACCUUGUCAUGGAAGAAGAGCUUUCCAAGAUCUGACAAAUACUAGUAUACAACUUCACACUUCUGUCCCUAAAUCCCCCCAAAUUUUAGAAGACUCAGCAGCACCACUGAGACGAAGCAGACCCACUAUUUGCUACAAGGAACCCAGUCUAAACAGAAAAUUAAGGCGAGGGGAUGAAUUUACAGAUACACAAUUCCUGAAUUCCCCAAUCUACAAAGUAAAAAAUAAAAGAAAUUUUAAAAGCAAAUCAAAAUUUUAUUGAAGAACAGAGAAUUGCCUUUAGGGACAAUACUUCUAAAAUGGGUACAAUUGUUUAUAUAUAUAUGUAAAUGUUUAGCAAUAUAGAGUAUUUGUUGUUCUUUGAUUAGUAAAGGUCUUCCACAGUGAAAUUUUCUGGAGAAGAACCUCUAUAAAAGGGACACAGAGUACCUUACUGAAGAAGGCAUAUACAGGUCAGGCUCACUUGUGUUUUGCGUUUCUGGUCAGUAAUUUAUAGUCUGUUCAAAUGGCUUGCAGCACUUCUUAAA
Pseudopodoces humilis (Tibetan ground-tit) is the source of this 3469-nucleotide messenger RNA. The record is from RefSeq and is a predicted model, not a curated record. NCBI's taxonomy places the organism in Eukaryota, Metazoa, Chordata, Aves, Passeriformes, Paridae.